UAGUUUUUUUUUUAAUUUAUACAGUGUUUGAAAAAAGCAGUACUACUCGUCGGCCAGUAACUCCUUUCACAUCUGAUGAUGAUGAAAACGCUGCGGAAGCAGGUCCAUCAAUAGAAGUAUGGAGCAGCAGAAGUGGCACUUCUGUAAGACAUCACCACAAAAAACCUGUGUCCGAAAAGAAAGCAAGGUCGUAUGUCGCGGGCCAACCACAGCAGGCUACCCCGCCACGAAGAUUAUCGUCCGUAUGUUCUGUCCCCCCACUCCAAAUCUUGGACACACCUCCAAGACGUCAUCCACACUCCCCUCAUCUUGAUUCUUCUAGUCCUGGGAACAGCAUCCCUCCGCAACAACAGCAACACAGUGACAUGGAGGAGACAAACAUCUUAGAAAUACAGCCAUUAAGGCAAGGAAUGAGCCCCCCAGCACCUGUGAGUACACCACCACAGCAAAGCACACCACCACCAGAACACAGCCCAACAACACCAGUAACACAAGGCCCUGAUCAGGUGUUUUGGUCCAUUUGGGCUAGACAGCAGGCCACUAAUGAAGAUUGCCUGCGUAGGCAGACACAAAUGUUUGCAAGCCUACCAUCUCACCUCAGAAGAAUAUCAAGAAAUCUGAGUAGACAAAAUGAACAAACAACCAGAAUAGGCAAUACCAUGGAACUCAUGCGUACAGACAUUACACAGGUCAUGGGCAACUUACAGUGCAUAAUGGAAGAACAGCACAGACUAAUGGAAGAACAGCACAGACUAAUGGAAGAACAGCACAGACUAAUGGAAGAACAGCACAGACAACAGCAAAGUUAUAUGAACAUUUUUCAAAACAAUCAAAAGAUUAAUGAAAGUUUAUUCCGAAUUGUAGACAAUCAAAAUGCUGCUACAUGUGAACUCAAUGCCACCCUCGCUAACCUGAAUGAAACACUCAGAUGCAUGCACCAACAGCAAACAAGCAGCACUUCUGGUACGACUACUCCAAAUAUCACGCCAGUCUCAUCACCACGAAGACGCUCCACCAGAGCAUGACAACAUGACAGUGCUAAAGGCAAAGGGCAGGACAAGCAGCCACCAAAAAAAAAACGUGAAAAUAAUACAAGUUAAACAUUUGUGAUAAGUAACUCAAAAUAGUUAGUAAGUGUUUGUUUGGCAAAAAAUAUAUAACACUUAGCUCCUUGACAAUUUUUACAACAUCAUUAAUUAUAAGUGGUACAAACAACAACAUAAAAUUUGUACGCACAUUUAUUCUUUUCCAUUUUUUUUUGUAUUGGAGGAGGGAAAUGUUGAUGGAGCAGCACAUACAUGUUAGCAGGAAGUAAACUGACCACUUGAUUUUUUUCUAAUCAUUACUCUUUCUAGAUUCCAAUCAUUCUCUUUUCCUGCAGACAAUCCAAAUUACAAUGUUAUUGAUAACUAUUUUACCUUUCUUCUCUAUACAACAUUACAAGAAGAACACAAUUGAGUUGCGUAAAAAGCUUUUAAUAUGUUGGCAUUGAAUUUUUAAAAAAACAUUGUCAAAAUGAAUGUCAGUAUUGUUUGGACAUGUUUGUGUGUGUUAAAAAUUAGUAAGAAUGUUAUUACACAUGAUGCAGAAACCAACAAAUAAGAACUUUUUAACCAAAAAACAAAGAAUGUGUAUAAUAAUGUAUAUAUGUGGCAAACUGUGUAUUUACUUACACAUCAUCAAGUUUACUGCAUCAAA
Molecule: messenger RNA, 1698 nt
Organism: Pseudophryne corroboree (corroboree frog)
Lineage: Eukaryota; Metazoa; Chordata; Amphibia; Anura; Myobatrachidae
Exons: 3
Coding region: 366-1025 (219 amino acids)
Source: RefSeq, a predicted model, not a curated record